AUUCGAUACUCGAGCUUGGGUUCCCUGUGGGGGUUCUAAUAUCUUCCCAAGAUGGCGGCUGCCUCCCAGGAAUUUCAAGUCCAGUCUAAAUGGGACGUCAAUUUGUACGAGAAAGGCCGACCAAGAUACACCCGUGAGAGUGUGGAGUACUUACUAAAGCAGCUAGGUGUUUUCGACAGGGAUCAUGCCAAACCGAUGACAAUUUUGGAGUUAGGGGCGGGGACAGGCCUUUUUACACGUGGGAUUUUGAAGACUUUGGACGACCAUUAUAUCACCAAUACUCGUGUCAUAGCGAGCGAUCCUCUCGAAUCUAUGUGCGAUCUAUUCAAGCAGUUAUUACCUGAAGUCAAAAUGCUACAUUGCGUUGCUGAAAAGAUUGAUCUAGCAGACGAAAGUGUUGAUGUGGUUAUUUCAGCCCAGGCAUUUCACUAUUUCGCAAACAAUCAAGCAUUGGCCGAAAUCCACCGUGUACUGGUCCCUAGGGGAAGAUUUGGCGUGAUAUGGAAUUCACGUGAUUUUUCUGUCCCAUGGGUUUGUGAAAUACAAGCUGUAAUUGAUCCAUACUUCAAGAGUGCCAACACCCCUAAUAACCUGGACAAUAAAUGGAAAAGACUUCUUGAGUCCAGUUCUUUGUUUGGUACUUUACAUGGUAGUGAUGACCAUCUACAUAAUUCCCAGGAAGGAACAGAGGACGACAUUGUUUGUGCCAUAAUGUGCAUGAGUGCUAUAUCACAAUGCAGUGAGAGAGAGAGAAAGAAUAUAGAAGCAAGGAUUCGUCGUAUUUUGAAUGAUAACCCUGAGCUAAAAGGGUUAACACACUACAAGCUUCCCUAUAUCACUCCUCUCUAUUGGUGUGAGAAACAGUAACCUUUGAAGGCCUAGGCGGGAUAGGGAAAUUGCACAGGUAGAUAGAUAAAACAAUUUUGGAGUUCAAAUUAUAGUUGACUAUUUGAAACACUGUGUAAUGUGAAAAGCUUGAACUGGUGGGUAUUUGAGAAUUGUUUAUCAUAGAAAUAAAUGAUGAUGCUAAAAUA
Nematostella vectensis (starlet sea anemone) is the source of this 1034-nucleotide messenger RNA. RefSeq lists its product as uncharacterized. NCBI's taxonomy places the organism in Eukaryota, Metazoa, Cnidaria, Anthozoa, Actiniaria, Edwardsiidae. The transcript has a single exon. The record is from RefSeq and is a predicted model, not a curated record. Gene Ontology annotation, molecular function: S-adenosylmethionine-dependent methyltransferase activity. The coding region runs from base 52 to 867 and encodes 271 amino acids.